AUGACUUCUUUCUUUGCUUCGUCUCCCCAGCCUUUUCUUUUGCUUUUUACCCUCAUUUUCCUUAACUGCUUCUCCCCUCUUUUUUCUUUGCUCUUCCUUCACACUUUUUUGAUUCCUCUCCCUUCUAUAUUAUUUUGGCAUUUGCCACUUUUUUCUUUCAAAUAUCUGUUGUCUUUACACUUCAUCCCCUUUUUUUCUCUUUCUCCUCUCUUUUUUUGCCUUUCUUCUCUUGUUUUUCUUUCCACUUUCUUCUUUUUUCCUUUGUCUUUUUACUUUUUACUCCCUUAUUUUUCUUUGAUUAUUCUCCCCUCAUUUUUCCUGCUCUUUCUCCCCUCAUUUUUUUUCCUGCUCUUUCUCCCCUCAUUUUUUUUUCCUCUUUCUCCCCUCAUUUUUUUUCCUGCUCUUUCUCCCCUCAUUUUUUUUUCUGCUCUUUCUCUCCUCAUUUUUUUUCCUGCUCUUUCUCUCCUCAUUUUUUUCCUGCUCUUUCUCUCCUCAUUUUUUUUCCUGCUCUUUCUCCCCUCAUUUUUUUUCCUGCUCAUUUUUUACUUAUUCUUUCAUUGUCAUUUCUUUCUUCUCUUUUCUCUCUGUUUUCUCUCCUUUGUUCAUUGCCCUCUCUUCUCGCCUUUUUUCUUUUUACUUGUUCUCUCUUAUUUUUUGUUUUUGGUUUUUCUCCCUACAUUUUUUAUAAACUUUUCCACCCUUUUUAUGUUUGUUCCUCUCUUUUUCUUUGUUUCUCUUUGUUUCUCUUCUUCUCCCCUUUUUCUUUUCUCUUCUUUUAUUCUUCAUCUCAUUUUCAUUACAAUUAUUUUCGAACAUACAUUAUCUAUCUCAGUUUGUUCAUUAUCUAUCUAUCUAUCUAUCUAUCUAUCUAUCUAUCUAUAUAUUUAG
Messenger RNA from Acanthosepion pharaonis, 888 nucleotides. The record is from the annotation of a GenBank genome assembly. Lineage: Eukaryota; Metazoa; Mollusca; Cephalopoda; Sepiida; Sepiidae.